Molecule: messenger RNA, 5348 nt
Organism: Budorcas taxicolor (takin)
Lineage: Eukaryota; Metazoa; Chordata; Mammalia; Artiodactyla; Bovidae
Gene: ERCC5
Product: ERCC excision repair 5, endonuclease
Exons: 24
Coding region: 316-5247 (1643 amino acids)
Biological process (GO): nucleotide-excision repair
Cellular component (GO): nucleus
Molecular function (GO): DNA endonuclease activity; single-stranded DNA binding
Source: RefSeq, a predicted model, not a curated record
CAUGACAUCGGACGAUCGGUCGCCCGGCACGGCCGUCUGGGCGCUGGCCCCGCGCGCUCCGAUGGGACGCGAGACGCCGGCCCCAGGCUAACCCGAGGCGCAUCGCGGGCGGCGCGCUGGAAGCUGUGAUCCCGGACCGGGGCUGGGCUCCGCCGCGACCGCCGCGGCCCGACUCCACCGGACAGGCCAGAGGAGCCCAUUUUUGCAGCUCUCACGUUUUUGCAGAAUGCUGUAAACGAUUGUCACAGCUGUUUCUCAAGAAAUAGAAAGUGUGGCACCCUCUUCCUCACAACAGAACUUUCACAGUUGUGUUCAAUGCCUAACGUUGCAGAAGCAGAAGGGGCAGAUGAUUCUGGAAAUGGUGAGCACAAAUCCGAGAGAAGGUCUCCCGAAGAGAGCCUGCAAGGUGCCGUUCAAUCUUUCUGCACCCGCGCCUCCGGAGAACCCCUGGGUCCCAGAGGGGAUGGUCAUUAUCCGUGGAGCUGUCCAGUGACCCACACUCGGGAGAAGAUUUACGCCAUCUGUUCAGACUAUGCCUUUCUCAACCAGGCCACCUCAAUCUAUAAAACUCCAAAUCCAGCUCGUUCUUGCCUCUCUGAUAGUACCUCUUUAUCUGCGGCAAAUAAUUCCUCAAGGUACAUUGGCAUCUCAGCCAGUACGUCGGACAUCAUCUACAACGAAGAAAACAGCUUGGAGAACUUAUCCAACAGCCUGGGCAAGCUACCUCUCGCGUGGGAAAUUGAUAAAUCUGAAUUUGAUGGAGUGACCACUAAUUUGAAACACAAAUCAGGCAAUGGAAAGAAGCAAGUUUCCAAGAAAAAAACAUCAGAUAAGAAAGGAAAACAUCAAAGGGAGUGGACUCAGUAUUCUCCUCUCGAAGAUAUUAAGCAGCGGAAAGUAUUAGACCUCAGACGAUGGUACUGCAUAAGCCGACCACAAUAUAAGACUUCUUGUGGCAUCUCCUCAUUAGUUUCUUGUUGGAAUUUCUUAUAUAGCACAAUGGGAGCUGGAAAUCUUCCAGCCAUCACUCAAGAAGAAGCUUUACAUAUUUUGGGCUUUCAGCCUCCGUUUGAAGAUAUUAGGUUCGGCCCCUUCACUGGAAAUACAACACUUAUGAGGUGGUUUAGACAAAUUAACGACCACUUCCAUGUAAAAGGCUGCUCAUAUGUUCUAUAUAAGCCUCAUGGGAAGAAUAAAACAGCUGGAGAAACUGCAUCUGGGGCCUUGUCGAAGUUAACUCAUGGAUUGAAAGAUGAAUCGUUAGCUUAUAUCUAUCAUUGCCAAAAUCAUUAUUUUUGUCCAAUUGGCUUUGAAGCAACCCCUGUUAAGGCGAAUAAAGCAUAUAGCAGGGGUCCCCUCACACCACAGGAAGUAGAAUAUUGGAUCUUAAUUGGAGAAUCGAGUAGAAAACAUCCUGCUAUUCACUGUAAAAAAUGGGCAGAUAUUGUUACUGAUCUGAACACUCAAAAUCCAGAAUAUCUAGAUAUCCGGCACUUAGAGAGGGGCCUGCAGCAUCGAAAGACAAAGAAGGUUGGAGGAAAUUUGCAUUGCAUCAUAGCAUUCCAGAGACUUAGCUGGCAAAGAUUUGGCCUUUGGAACUUUCCCUUUGGAACCAUUAGACAGGAAUCACAGCCUCCAACACAUGCCCAGGGAAUUGCCAAAUCUGAGAGUGAGGACAAUAUCUCCAAGAAGCAGCAGGGGCGCCUGGGCCGGUCUUUCAGUACUGGAUUCCAUCAGGACUCGACGUGGAAAAAGAUGUCCAAUAUUAGCAUCUGGUUAAACCAGGCUCUUAAAGGAGUCCGCGAUCGCCACGGGAAUUCGAUAGAAAACGCCCAUCUUCUCACUUUGUUCCACCGACUCUGCAAACUCUUAUUUUUCCGAAUUCGUCCUAUUUUUGUGUUUGAUGGGGAUGCGCCACUGUUGAAGAAACAGACAUUGGUAAGAAGAAGGCAUAAAAAGGACUUGGCCACCAGUGACUCCAAAACAACUACAGAGAAGCUUUUGAAAACAUUUUUGAAAAGACAGGUUAUCAAAACUGCCUUAAAAAGCAAAAGGGAGGAAACCCUUCCCAGUCUUACUCAAGUUCAGAGAGAUGACAUCUAUGCUUUGCCACCUUUAAAAGAGAGAGAGAAAAACAGUUCAGAAGAGGAGGAUGAAAAAGAAUGGCAAGAAAGGAUGAGUCAGAAACAGGCAUUACAGGAAGAGUUCUUUCACAAUCCUCAUGCAGUUGACAUUGAGUCUGAAGAUUUCAACAGCCUGCCCCUUGAAGUAAAGCAUGAAAUCUUGACUGAUAUGAAGGAAUUUACUAAGCGGAGAAGAACAUUAUUUGAAGUGAUGCCAGAGGAGUCUAAUGACUUUUCACAGUACCAGCUAAAAGGCUUGCUUAAAAAAAACUAUCUAAACCAACACAUAGAAAACGUCGAGAAGGAAAUGAAUCAACAACAUUCAGGGAAAAUCCAAAGGCAGUAUGAAGAUGAAGGAGGCUUUCUGAAGGAGGUGGAGUCCAGGAGAGUGGUCUCCGAGGACACGUCCCACUACAUCUUGAUAAAAGGUGUUCAAGUUAAGAAAGUCACAGAAGCGGAUUCAGAGUCCCUUCCUUCUUGCAGCGAAAAGCAUAGUGGGGCUUUAGACACGAAGUCACCUCCGUGUGAAAAACUGAAGCCAAAGAAAGAACCCGACACCUCCCCUCCCUCCCCCAGAACCUUGCUGGCCAUGCAGGCUGCUCUGCUGGGCAGUAGCUCAGAAGAUGAGCUGGAGGGCAAGCAUCGCAGGCCGUGCGAUGUGAAGAGCCCACCAGCUCCCGCCUCUGAGGGUUCUGUGUCCCCGCUGACCCUCUUGGCCAUUCAGAGAGCUCUCGAUGACGACGAUGAAGAUCUGAAAGUGCAUGCCGGUGUGCAGACAGAGGGGGCGGGCAGGAGAAAACCAAGACCGCUGGUGAGCAGUUCUGAUGAGGAAGCUGUGGAAGAACCUGAAGUGAGAGAUGGAGACCAAGAGCUGUUGACGGCAGCGCCUCGUGCUGCCAGUGUGACCCUCACAGAGGAGCAUGUGACCAAGACCAGUGAUGAAAAAGAGCAGACAGACUCAGCUCCUUUACUGCAGACUGUCUUUUGUCAAGGCAGUGAGUCUAGCUUUCCAAAAGAACAGACGCCAUCUAUGCACGCGUUGAAGGAACCCUUUCAGACCAGCGCUGAGUCUACAGCUCAGGAUGGAAAAGAUCUGGUGCCACACAGGGAUGUGCCUGGGCUCCCGGGGGGACCAGAGCAGAUACCAACACCUCCGGCAAGUCCAAGUUCUGGGUCAAGGAGUGGGACAUACACCAGAGUGUCCAAGCCACAGCAGGCUCUUCCAUCCGAGAGUAAGCAUGACACCUCUGUUCUAUCAAGUGAUGACGAAGCAGAAUCUGAAAAAAAUCCUGCCCCUGACAUCGUUGGCACCACCAGUUUGCAAGAAUCGAGUAACAUCCUGAGUGUCGCUAUAGACACAGUAAGUGACUUAGGAAAUGAGGCACCUAUUAGUGCCCCAGAGCAUGAGAAUUUCUUGAAAACCAUCCAAGAACACGAGUCCGUUGAAUCUGCAGGCCAGGGUUUGAUUUUGGUGCCAGAGUCCACGGAACCAACGGAAGUAGACUCCGAAGACAGUGAAUCCGACGGAAGUUUCAUUGAAGUGCAGAGUAUAAAUAGCAGUGAUGAACUUCCAGCCGAGUUACAGGAAGCUUCCAGACCUCCCUCUGGACAAGGUGAGGAGGAACCGACAAGAAGUGAGAAGGAAGAAGCCACCAGUGACUCCGAGGGCCUCCCAAGAGAGAUUUCUGAGAGUGAGGCCAUGGCUAUUGAGAGACGCGAAGAGACUGAGAAAAAUGCAGAGGAUUCGCUCCACGAGUGGCAAGACAUCGAUCUGGACGAGCUGGAAGCUCUGGAGAGCAACCUCUUAACCCAGCAGAAUUCACUGAAAGCUCAAAAACAGCAGCAAGAGCGGGUGGCCGCUACUGUGACGGGGCAGAUGUUCUUGGAAAGCCAGGAACUGCUCCGCCUCUUCGGCAUCCCCUACAUCGAGGCUCCCAUGGAAGCAGAGGCUCAGUGCGCCAUCCUGGAUCUGACCGACCAGACUUCCGGAACCAUCACCGACGACAGUGAUAUUUGGCUAUUUGGGGCACGGCACGUCUACAAAAACUUCUUCAAUAAAAACAAGUUUGUGGAAUAUUACCAGUAUGUGGACUUUCACAACCAAUUAGGAUUGGACCGGAACAAAUUAAUAAAUUUGGCCUAUUUGCUUGGAAGUGAUUAUACAGAAGGAAUACCAACUGUGGGUUGUGUUACCGCCAUGGAAAUUCUCAAUGAAUUCCCUGGACACGGCCUGGAACCACUCCAAAAAUUCUCAGAGUGGUGGCACGAAGCCCAGGAGAAUAAGAAGAUAAGGCCGAAUCCAUAUGACACCAAAGUGAAAAAAAAGUUGCGCAAGUUGCAACUCACGCCUGGCUUCCCUAACCCGGCCGUGGCGGACGCUUACCUCAAGCCUGUGGUGGACGAGUCCAAGGGGUCGUUUCUGUGGGGCAAACCCGACCUGGACAAGAUCAGAGAAUUUUGUCAGCGGUAUUUUGGCUGGAACAGGACGAAGACAGAUGAAUCUCUAUUUCCUGUAUUAAAGCAACUGAAUGUCCAUCAGACACAGCUCCGAAUUGAUUCUUUCUUUAGAUUAGCCCAACAGGAGAAACAGGAGGCCAAGGGUAUUAAGAGCCAGAGGCUUAACAGAGCUGUGACAUGUAUGCUGAGAAAAGAGAGAGAAGCAGCAGCCAGUGAGAUAGAAGCAGCUUCUGUUGCCAUGGAGAAAGAGUCUGAGUUCCUUGAUGAGGCGAAAGGAAAAACCCAGAAGAGAGGCACAGCAAAUAGAUGGGAAGAGCCAUCCAGCCCUAAAAGAAAGAGGCUUUUGGAUUCUAAAGGAGGGAACGAAAGUGGUGGGUUUUUGGGGGAGGCCUACCUCUCGCAGUCAUCUGAGGCCUCUUCAAGUGAGGAUGCGGAGUACUUCCCUGCGAUGGGUGUGCAAAGGGUGAAAGCACCCGGGGGGUCCAGAGCCCGCUCGUCAGAUGCACGGAGCACAGCACAGCCUGCUUCCCGGAGGGACGGCGGGACCACCACGAGCAGCUCCAGCGAGGACGACGAUGAAGGGAGGGCGAAGCCCAUCCUGGUGACCGCCAGGCCUGUGUUUGGGAAGAAAAAGAGGAGACGGAGAGGCACAAGAGGAAGGAAGUAGAAAACCUGAAUACCCAUGCAGCCUCUGUAAUUGGGCACAGCUUAAUGUUUGUGAUGAAUUUGUUGUGGGGAAAUAAUAAAAUUCACAGCAUUUGCACAGUC